CUGAUGGCCUUGAGUUAGUCAAUCAAAAUCAUAAUAACGUUACAGCUUCACAUGUUCAGUGUCGGUCGUUAAUAUAAGGUAUAGGGCUACUGAUGCUUGAAACUGAUUUCUGUAUCGAUUGACCGAAUUGGUGUUUGUCGAGCUUUCAAGCUGAACGCGGACUGAAGCGAACCUUGUAACCUUUUUCCUGUUAUUUCAAAUAUGGAUUUGCGAAGACUGGGGAUUUUUAAUUUAUGGAGGAACGUUAAUUAUGUCUCUGCUCGUUUCUCACAGUUACAUAAAGUCAACUUUAUUCGACCAACAGUAUUAGCAAAGACGAAAUAUCUUCUUGGAUUAAAUAGUAAACUCCGAUAUCCAGAUAGAACCCUUCGUAUUUCUGGCGAAAAUAUGUUCAUAAUCUGUGCUGAAUACCCUGUGUUCGAAGAUUUUGUACAACAUCUGAAACUGCCAGACACAUUUCAGACAUGGUUUUCACUAACCGUACUACAUAUAUGGAUGUGCUACGUGCGUCUUCGCCCAGAAAGAGACGAAGGAUAUUUCAUGAAGAAAUGGAUGGACAGAGCUCUUUGGGAAGAUAUGGGACGCAGACUACGUGCAUUUAAAAUCUUGAUGGGAAGUUCUAAACAGAUCAGAAUUUUUCGAGGACAAUACUUUGGCAAUAUGGUUGCAUAUGAUGAAGCUUUAUUAUCCUACUCAGACUCACACUUAGCUACUGCGCUGUGGAACAAUAUAUGGUUUUCUUGUCCAACAACUACUUUUCAAGAAAUCGAAAUAUUGAUUAAAUAUGUUAGAAAACAAUUAGAGCACUUGGAAAAAAUUCCAUCAAAUGUUUUUCUUGAACAUGGUACUCCAACCUUCUUACCGUUAAUGGAAGAUCAUAUAGAUUUUUCCCUUGCUAAAGAACGUUUGAAAUACUGUUUAACUUUUCCUGAGCAUUUAAAGUAAAUCAAUUAUUUUAAAAUGCUUAUUAACACAUGUUAAUGUUGUUUCUGUACUGUGUUCCGUAUUCUUAUGUAUUCCAUCUAUGUAAGGACUAUCUGUUAAGGUUGCCAUAUAUCCAGCUACAUAGUCUUUAUUACGAUAUUAACUUUAUGUAAAUUAGUUAUGUAGUAUGACUAUAAAGCUUAUUGGCAUAAACACUUACUGUUGCUGUUUGCUACUAUAGAAUUGUCUUCUGACAUUGCAUUAAGCAUCAAACACCUGGAUUAGAAACCUAAGGGCAAAGAAAAUCACUGGCCUCAGUUUUAAACAGUCUAGUAUGGUCAUAAUCCGAACAUCAACUGUGGCAAUUUCAAAUAGGAAAUAUAACUUUAUAUCGCUACAAAUUGAUGCUUGCAAAUUAUAAACCUAAUAAAGUACUGGUAAUUCGUUUUUUGUAUGAUUUUGAAACUACUUUUCCUGUG
Schistosoma turkestanicum is the source of this 1403-nucleotide messenger RNA. The record is from the annotation of a GenBank genome assembly. Lineage: Eukaryota; Metazoa; Platyhelminthes; Trematoda; Strigeidida; Schistosomatidae.